UCUCUCCUCCAGCAUCUCUCCUGCAGCUCGAAUUUUCCACAGAGCUGACCGAAGGCCCGGUGCUGCAGCUCCUCUCCUCCUCCUCCUCCUCCUCCUCAUCCCUGCAUGUGUGAGUGCGUGUGUGAGAGUGUAUUCCGGAUGCAGUGAGGGUCCUGCAGGCUGCCAGCCCCCCAAAACUCAAGAUGGCCAGAAUGAGUUUGCUCUCCUUUCUCCUCUUUUGCUUGACUUCCGUUGCUCAUGGCAACAAAGCCAAUAAGCACAAGCCAUGGAUCGAGACAGAAUAUCAGGGCAUAGUCAUGGAGAACGACAACACGGUUCUGCUCAACCCCCCUCUGUUCGCCCUGGAUAAGGACGCACCUCUGCACUAUGCAGGCGAAAUCUGCGGGUUCCGUGUCCAUAACGGCCCGGGAGGUUCCGGGGCUGCCCAGUUCGAGGCGGUGGUGCUGGACCGCUCCACCGGGGAGGGCCUAGUGCGCUCCAAAGAGCCACUGGACUGCGAGAGCCAGAGGGAGCACAGCUUCACCAUCCAGGCCUACGACUGCGGAGAAGGACCCGACGGCACCAACAGCAAGAAAUCACACAAAGCGACGGUUCACGUGCGAGUGAACGACGUGAAUGAGUUUUCUCCGGUGUUUGUGGAGCGCCGGUAUGAGGCGUCCAUCCCCGAGGGUCGUCUGUUCGACCGGAUUGUUCGUGUUGAAGCUCUGGACGCUGACUGUUCACCCCAGUACAGCCAGAUCUGCUUCUACGACAUCAUCACCCCCAAUGUCCCCUUCGCCAUCGACAAUGACGGGAACAUUAAGAAUACUGAACCUCUGGACUCGAAGAAGCAGCGUGUUCACAGUUUCUGGGUGACUGCGUUUGACUGCGGGAAGAAUCGAGCUCAAGCUGACGCUCAGGUCGUCGUUACAGUCAAACCUUCCUGCAAGCCUGGCUGGAUCGGCUGGUCGAAGCGAGUUGAGUACACGCCAGGCUCCGGCAGCAUCCCCCUCUUCCCCAGCCUGCACCUGGAGACGUGUGAAGAGACGGUUUGGAACAUCCAGGCCACUGUAGAGCUCCAGACGGGCCACAUUGGGAAAGGCUGUGACCGGGACAGCUACUCUGACCGCUCCGUCAGGAGGCUCUGUGGUGCCGUGAGGGGUGAGGUCGAUCUGCUCCCGCCUCCCUCUCCGGCGGCCAAUUGGACCGCGGCGCUGCCCACCUUGCCCUCCUCUGAUUCGUCGUUGGUCUUCUCCUUCAAUGGCUCCGCCCACGUCGCCGUGGUGCCCGACUCGGUCGCCUCGAUGGUGUCGGGGGACCACUUCACUCUCCAGCUGUGGAUGCGAAGGGGCGGAGCCAGCACUCAGCCGCCAGCCAAUCAGGCGAGAGGGACCCGCAAAGAAGAGGAAACCAUCAUCUGCAGCACGGUGAAGAACGAUGACUCGUAUUCGCACUACUCGCUGUCUGUGCACGGCUGCCGCCUUUCCCUCUUCUACUGGCCGGACGUGUCGGCUGCGCGGCCGGUCAAAUUCCUCUGGAAGCUGGAACAGGUUUGUGACAGUGAGUGGCAUCACCUCUCGCUCAGCGUGCAGUUCCCCUCCGUCACACUCUACGUAGACGGCGUGACCUUCGAUCCAGCGCUCAUCCACGACAACGGAGCCAUCCCUAACCCAGCCCCACGUCAGCGGCUGGUCAUUGGAGCAUGCUGGGAGCCAGAGGAGAAGCAGAAAGAUAUUCUAAACAACAGCAUUCCCGAAGGCAAGGACACAGGGAAGUUUGUGGGUGGUUACCGGGGCUUGUUGUCAGGGGUGACGGUACGUCCGGGAAGUGUGGAGCCCCACAGUGUAGUGGAGUGUCUGUAUGCCUGCAGAGAGGGCCUGGAUUUCGGAGACCUGGAGACUCUAGGCUCUGGCAUGAAGGUGCACGUUAACCCCAGUCAGUCGGUGCUGGUUCUGGAGGGAGACGACAUCGAAAGCUUUAACCGCGCCGUCCAGCAGGUGACCUACCGGAACUCUCUACGCUUCGCCACGCCUGGAGUCCGACCUCUGAAGCUCACCACGUCCCUCAGGUGCUUCAGUGAGGAGAGCUGCCUGUCUUUGAGGCAGUUGGAGGGUUAUUUGGUGGUUCUUCAGCCCGACGCCCCCCAGAUUUCUCUCUCGGGGGUUGGUCCCCACCUGGCCCGGCCGGCCCCGGAGUUUGAGAGUCCGCGUGGAGUCCCCCUGUUCCCCGAGCUCCGCAUCGUCUGCUCCCUCUCUCACGCUGUCAACACAGCUGCUCAGGGCAUGGAGGGAGGAGCGCUCAUGUCAGACGCAGUGGCCCACACUCUGGACGGCUGUGAGGUCCAGCCCCUGGGGGAGGAGCUAAACCCAGAGAAGGAGGAGCUUCUGGUAGAUAUGGAGUCUUUGAAAGAGCAAGGGCUGGACAUCAUCAACACCACAGCCUACAUCGCCGUCACUGGGGCGGAGUCUAUCUCAGUGUACGAGGACGUCCUGCGUUCUAUUCGCUACAGACUAGCAAAAGGCUCCGCCCGCUUCGAGAGGAGGUUCCGACUGUCCUGUUCGGAAAUGAACGGACGCUACACCAGUAACGAGCUCACGCUGGAGGUGAACUUCCUGCACUCUCUGGACAGUCUGUAUCACCCCUCACACCUGCUGGCCUCUCAGCAGCAGUUCCUCCACCCGUCUCAUCACACAGGAGAGCUGAGCGGACACACACUGCCCAAUCCACACCGCAACUCAGUAGUUCCGGGAGCCGCCACCGUCAUCAUCAUGGUCUGUGUGGGUUUCUUGGUCGUCAUGGUGAUCCUCGGGGUGUUCCGCAUCCGCUCCAUCCAUCGCCGUGGAGACGGAGCCAGGGGUGGCGGCAAAGAGGGCGGCAACCAGUGGGACGAUUCAGCCCUCACCAUCAUUGUGAACCCCAUGGAGUCAUACGAGAACCGCAUGGGCAUGGCGGCGGAUACGGAGGGGGAAGGCGACGACGAAGAGGAGGUGGUGGAGUCUCCUGACGACACGGGCGACGACCAGCGGGUCAUCAUCAAGAAGGAGGGAAGAGACUCCGCCCCCCGUCGCUACUAAACGAAACGCCCGCACACGUGAAACACGAAACCCAUGAUAAGCCACACACAGCGUAAAGAUAUCUGAUAUCAGCCUUCGUGAAUGCAUUGUCUCUGGAAUGUAUGCUCACACCAACACGAUGCACAACGCCCAGCCGACAUCUAGGCCACAUUUAACCCAACACUCCUCCACGUAUGUAUGGCACAACGAUGUAAAACUACUGUAUGUAUAUCACUCGUCUACUCCCUUCAGUGAAUGUGAUCAUCGCACUGUAUCUAAAACCGCUGAGAACACCGGGUAUCGUUCCAGACGAAUGUAAGCUAAAGUGAUUUACGUUACUAUAGAAAUUAGCCACUGAAAAAGUGCAGUGAAAUCAAGGUUUUACGAGUUAAUCAUGUUUUAACGUAACGGUAGCGUGAUCCGCAUUAACUCGGCGUUUAGUUGUUGUCGUUUGUCUGUACAGUCUUUCUUUUUUCCAAUCUCAAAACAUUCCGCCAUGAACGACUAUAGCGAAUUUUGCGGUUAGACUUCAGUGAUAUAAGCUACACUUACUGUCCACUAUAUUAGGGCCUCGUUUCUACGCUCAUUGUCCACUUUAUCAGCUCCACUGACCGUAUAGCUGCACUCUGUAGCUCUACAGUUACAGACUGUAGUCCAUCUGUUUCUCUGAUACUCUGUUACCCUGUUCUUCAGUGGUCAGGACCCCCAUAGAGAGUAAAACAAAAAUGAAUGAUAUCAGAUGACUACAGCCCAGUGCUGCACGCUGAGACAUCCCAGAAAAGGGAGGAUAACGGCCGUAGUUGGCGACAGUGAGGUGAAGUGUGUGCAGCUGCAGUUUAGCCAAGGAGCUAACAUAGCAGUCAGCAGUCUGGCUAAGUCACCUACUUAAAGCAGUAAAAUCACAAAUGUAAGAUAAGAUUACUGGUUGACUGUAUUGGCCUCUCUUUGGGUGUUUGUUUAUAGCCAGCGGGGAAGAAAUGGUAAAAGGUUGACGUUUAAACACCGGCUGAUUCGCCGUUUUUCCAUUUUGAAGAUUCCGUGCUGCCGUCGGGGCUGAGAGUGGAUCUCAGUAAGUAUCUAUGGACUAUGCUUGUGUGCACACUGACGGUGCGGCGAAAUGCUUGGACAGUGUGUAUGGAAAACUACGGCCUUCCACAAGUCACACAUUUGCGCUCCCGGCGCCGUAUGACAGAAACUUCGUCUUUUACUUGAAAUCUGACCUCUGCUUUCACAGGUUUGUGUUACAAAAGCAGAUCUUAUCUUCACUCCCAUCUUCAUUAGCAUCUUCAGCCUUAUCUCAAAUUAGUUCAGACAAAGUGGGAAACUAGGUAAAAUAUACAAGCUGUAACUACAGAUUGGCUUCCAGUCGGACAGCAUUGCCAAGGCUAAAACAGUGACCCACCUGAAAGAGUGGACACGACAGAAUCAGGUACGACUGAAGUUAAUCUAGAUGGUUAGCUCUCCAGAUUUCAUCCUGGAAACAUCUCAGCGAGUUCCACUGGAAAUAAUGCGAUUUCACUAAAUGACACCUGCUCAGUGGGGGUCCUGUGGGGUCCUGACAUGGGUAACAAAGUAUGCAGAUGAACAUGAGACCCUUAUUCGUCCCACAUUUAACCCAUCCGUGAAGACGCACACUAGGGGGCAGUGAGCACACUCGCCCGGAGCGGUGGGCAGCCCUAUCCGCAGCGCCCAGGGAGCAGUUGGGGGUUAGGCGUCUUGCUCAAGGACACCUCAGUCAUGUACUGUCAGCUCUGGGGAUCGAACCGGCGACCUUCAGGUCACGAGGCUGGUUCCCGAACCGCCAGACCACGAGUGCCCCAGUCUGUAGUUGUAGACCUACAAAGUGCUCCUGUAUGGUAGGUGGCCCUGAUAAACUAAAGGUGUACCUAAUAAAGUGGAACCUAUGUGUGGCUCACGUUUCCCCAGCGGUCAGAAAGGUCCUCAAAACCCGAAACAUACACAGAAACGAUAAAACCAACCUGCGCACCACUACUAACACCCCCCGCUCCGCUGCAUCAGAAUGUUUGCUCAAACCUGGGCAGUUUUGAUUGUAUUUAAAUGUAUGUAAAUACAAAAUUACUACUAUUAUUAUCAUUAUGUAUCUUUUGUUAUUCCCACUGUUCUGAUCCGCACUUCUGUCUUUGCACUUUGGGACGGGGUUCUUUUCUAUUUCUAUGAUUUCGCUGAUGAUUCCAAGUUCCGUAACACGCCGUGUAGUGAUAAUGAUAAUAAUAGUAUUAGUAAUAAUGAUGAUAAUGACAUUAAUAAUAAUAAUAAUAACGGUAAUGAUUGGCUUGAUGAGUGUCUAUUUAUUUGUGUGUUCAACUGUGUAAUUUAAAACCUUGUUCAUAUCCGAAUUCACGGUGAAACAGAAGGCACGUUGUCGUUAUAAUGCAGUGCUCCUCUUUCCCUCCUUCACCCUCUUCUUCUCUUCCCUCCUCCUUCCAGUCUCUGUCUUUAAUUCCUCCACUGCUUUGUUUUUUGUUUUCUGAAUGUACAGCUCAGUCACUCUCUCUCCCUCCCUCCCUCCCUCCCUCCCUCUCUCAUGCCUCCUCUUGCUCUCUCUGUCUGUGUCAGUGUACAGUGGAAACCUUAAUAAAGGCCUGUUGUUUUUCAAUGUGAUAUUUAGAAUGGAUAAAACCUGCAUUCAUAUCUUAUGGUUAUUAUUGGGACAUUUAUCUGUACUUACUAUUGAUACGAUAACAUGGAUUAUUGACUGAUUGUUAUUGAUAAUCGUCUGAAGUAAGAAAAAAAAAAGCGAUCUGUUCAAAAAGUUCAUAAUAAAAACACUCGGAUGACGUCAGCA
Molecule: messenger RNA, 5838 nt
Organism: Pygocentrus nattereri (red-bellied piranha)
Lineage: Eukaryota; Metazoa; Chordata; Actinopteri; Characiformes; Serrasalmidae
Gene: clstn3
Product: calsyntenin 3
Exons: 19
Coding region: 183-3053 (956 amino acids)
Biological process (GO): positive regulation of synapse assembly; homophilic cell-cell adhesion; positive regulation of synaptic transmission
Cellular component (GO): postsynaptic membrane; cell surface
Molecular function (GO): calcium ion binding; kinesin binding; amyloid-beta binding
Source: RefSeq, a predicted model, not a curated record